GUUAUUAAAAGAGAUCGGCGAUUUCAUUGGUCGAGGCGGGAACUUCGAAACACGAUUAUUUUUAUUACAGAAGUUGUAUUGGGUUUGCAAGGUAGUAAAAAAAAUGGGGUCAUUGAAUAGCAAACCAGAAGUCUUGGAUACAACUCCUUUAAAAAAUGGUCAAAGUCCAUCCAUAAGACAAUUGGAGAAUGACCCAAGAUCACCUGGUUUUGACAGAACACCAAUAGUUGUUGAUAAAACACCAGAUUUGACGAUUAUAGACCCUCGUUCACCUACAGCAGGCAUUGUUAGAACACCUAUUGUAAAUCUACUAAAUGAAAAAGAUAAUCGUGGUUUAGAAGAUGACAGUUUAUUAACUAACAAUGAAAAGGUUGAUUUUGAAGGAUCAGAAGAAAGUGGACGAGUCAGUGACCUCAGUGUAUCAACGGAAUUAAAUUCCUUAUCGCUUUCAGAUGUGGAUGAAAGUUCUAAUUUAUUAAGUAUUAAAGAAGAAAAGAUUGGCAAGAAAUCCAAAAGUAAAAAUCAGAUAAAAACGCAGCCCAAACAACUGUUCCCAGUCUUGAAGAAAACAGUAUUGAUGCACGGAGAUGUGCGUAGAUCCCCUCUUUCUUCCGUGGUCAUCGACGGAAACUCUCCUCGUAAUAUCGUACAAAGAAAACAAACCAAGAAAAUAGACAAUGCUCGGUCGUGUCGACCAGAAUCUAAUUUCUGUCCGUCUGCAAAUAAAGAGAAUAUGACAGAUAAAUAUUGAGGCACGUGUUCGGAAACCGGUCAUAUUUCUAGUUCAAGAACUGUCAUCAAUACAUAAUAUUAUUGUAUAUAUCAUAAUAUACCAAGAGACCUUCUCUACGCUAUCCAGGAUGAUGCUGGGUUUCAAAAUCGCAAGCGUAAUAUUUAAAUAUUGAAUAAUGCAAUUGAUUGGUUGUUGUGUUUAACCUGGAUAAUCUCCAUGUGGAAUGGUGUCUGUCUUAUCGUUUCAAUAUACCUCAUUAUUUCUCUUUAUUGUCAUUGGCAGGACUUUAUGGUCAUCAACAGGACUUUGUUGUCAUUGGCAGGACUUUAUUGCCAUCGACAGGGCUUUAUGGUCAAUGACAGGGCUUUAUUGUCAUCAUUAGGGCUUUAUUGUCAUUGUAAGGGCUUUGUCAUCGACAGGGCUUUAUUGUCAUCAACAGAGCUUUGUCAUCGACAGGGCUUUCGUUUCAUUUAUACUUUAAAGUCUUGACUGACUAGCAGUAAAUUUGACAGGUGAGAGAAAUCACCUGUUGUCAAUUUACAUUGUUUAGAAUUUUAUAUAAUUUAACGUUAAAAUAUUCUAGAUUUAUAGCCUUUAUGUUUAAAAUCACUAAAAAAAAAUAGAUUAAAAUUGAGAUAUUGCUAAAAAAAAAUUCAUUUAUUUUGAAAAAUAUCUUGUUAACCCCCCAAAAGUUUUUUGAAGAAAAAGCCUUGGCCAACUUGAUGUCAUGGAGUCAUUUUCUAUUUGUUUUUCCCUAUGUAUAAUAGUGUAUCAAAUUUAGAACUAUAUAUUAUAAAGAUUGAAUUAGCUAUAUGACAUCUUAGAUUAAUAUAUUUAAUUCUUCCAGGUCUUGUAAAAUGUAAAUAAUUUAUUUUGUAAUAAUAUUUUGCUGACAUAAAUUUAUUAAACCCUCUUGAUGAGUGUAAUAAAUGAAUUUAUGAAGA
Molecule: messenger RNA, 1677 nt
Organism: Patella vulgata (common limpet)
Lineage: Eukaryota; Metazoa; Mollusca; Gastropoda; Patellidae
Exons: 4
Coding region: 104-751 (215 amino acids)
Source: RefSeq, a predicted model, not a curated record